This is a messenger RNA of Cooperia oncophora, 361 nucleotides long. Lineage: Eukaryota; Metazoa; Nematoda; Chromadorea; Rhabditida; Trichostrongylidae. The record is from the annotation of a GenBank genome assembly.
AUGCUCGACUUUGGUAUGGCCCGCAAAUUUGUCAAAGAAGAUGGCACGCUAAGAAACCCAAGGGCACGUGCUGGAUUCCGUGGAACCGUGAAAUACGCACCGCUGGCGUGUCAUGUGCAUCGAGAGCAGUGCAGAAAAGACGACAUUGAGAGCUGGAUGUACAUGCUUGUCGAGAUUACUUGUGGUCGGCUACCUUGGAGAAAUUUAACGGAGUCAAAUGAUGUCGGUCUAUUCAAGAAAGAUUGCAAAGGUGAACGCUACCGAUGUUUGUUUGGCGGAUGUCCACGGGAAUAUUUGGAAAUAUUCCCGAUCCUUGACAAGGGCAAAUUUUUCGACGCACCAGACUAUCCAGCUAUCUACA